Molecule: messenger RNA, 516 nt
Organism: Helianthus annuus (common sunflower)
Lineage: Eukaryota; Viridiplantae; Streptophyta; Magnoliopsida; Asterales; Asteraceae
Product: prothymosin alpha-A-like
Exons: 1
Coding region: 1-516 (171 amino acids)
Source: RefSeq, a predicted model, not a curated record
AUGCUGAAUAAAGUUGUUGAAAGCAUGCUUGGAACGUCUGUAGAGCAAAAGUUUGAAGAGCUGCAAGUUGAACAGCUCAGAGCGCAACGUCAAGCCGAGAUAGAUGAGCAAAUGAAAGAAAAGGGUAAAGGAGUUGAAGGAAGCUCUACAGUGACAAAAAGAUCGAUUGUUCCUUCUAUGGUUGUUGAAAAUCCCGAGCCAAUCUCUGAUGUUUCUGGUCUUUUUGAGGAUUAUACUCCUAUGGAUGAGUUGAUUGGAGAUAGUGAUGAAGAUGAUGAUGAGGAGGAUGAAGAGGAAGAUGACAAAGAUGAGAAAGAUGAGAAAGUAUAUUCUGCGAGCAGUCAUGGUUCUUGUAAAGACGAUGAUGACGAUGAUGCUCAGGGUGGUACAGGGUUGAAAGUUACAGAGGCUUCCACUGAACAAAGUGUUGAUAAUUUGAUGAACGAUUCGGUGAAUGAAGAAUCAGGGGGAGCUGAUAGACAGGGGGAGUCAGGUGAUGUACAGAAUGUUCAAUAA